AAUGGUUUAUCCUCUCCGAUUGUCAGUCACAAACAUUUUUUAAAGGGAUACUUGCAGAAAUACUAAACACUUUUAAGCCUAUAAAUCUAGUUCUUUCUGAACAAAGUCCAGUUUGUGACUUGUGAGUGUCCACAGAACGAAAGGAAGAAAAUGGGUAAAGGAGGGAAAUCUCAUGAAGAAGAAGAAAACAUGGCUGCUUGGCUAGUGGGUCUCAACACCCUCAAGAUUCAACCAUUCAAGCUCCCUCCUCUUGGACCCCAUGAUGUCAAAGUUAGGAUGAAAGCUGUUGGCAUAUGUGGAAGUGAUGUUCACUUCCUGAAGACAUUGAGAUUGGCCGAUUUUGUGGUGAAAGAACCAAUGGUGAUUGGGCAUGAGUGUGCGGGAAUCAUAGAGGAGGUUGGCAGUGAAGUCAAGAAUUUAGUGCCUGGAGACCGUGUGGCUUUGGAACCAGGGAUCAGUUGCUGGCGAUGUGAUCUUUGCAAGGAAGGUCGAUACAAUCUAUGCCCCGAAAUGAAGUUUUUUGCCACUCCACCAGUUCAUGGUUCUCUUGCCCAUCAGGUUGUGCAUCCGGCAUAUUUGUGUUUCAAACUGCCAGACAAUGUGAGCUUGGAAGAAGGGGCUAUGUGUGAGCCCUUGAGUGUAGGGGUUCAUGCCUGUCGCCGAGCUAAUAUUGGUCCAGAAACAAAUGUGUUGGUUAUGGGGGCAGGACCUAUAGGGCUUGUUACAAUGUUGGCAGCUCGGGCUUUUGGGGCGCCUAGAAUUGUCAUUGUAGAUGUGAAUGAUAAUCGACUAUCUGUUGCCAAGGAUCUUGGUGCUGAUGAGGUUGUUAAAGUAUCAACUAAUAUGCAGGACAUACCUGAAGAAGUUGAAAGAAUAUGUAAAGCAAUGGGAGCAGGAGUGGAUGUAAGCUUUGAUUGUGCGGGCUUAAACAAAACGAUGUCAACUGCACUGACUGCCACUAGUGCUGGUGGCAAGGUUUGCCUUGUGGGAAUGGGCCAUACGGAGAUGACUGUCCCACUCACUCCAGCUGCUACAAGGGAGGUUGAUGUUAUUGGAAUCUUCCGAUAUAAGAACACAUGGCCUUUGUGCCUUGAGUUUCUAAGAAGUGGUAAGAUUGAUGUGAAGCCUCUAAUAACCCACAGGUUUGGGUUUUCUCAGAAAGAGGUAGAAGAAGCUUUUGAAACCAGUGCUCGUGGUGGCAAUGCCAUUAAGGUCAUGUUUAAUCUGUGACUUCAUCAAGAUAAAAGAUACUUGUAUGUGAACAUUUAAGAUAGGUUGAGUGAAGAAAGACGUUUAUUCUAAUAAAAUAGUAUCGUAUGGAAAGUGGAAACUAACUACACAAUGGGCUUCUUUAAAUACUUUGCCGUAUAUGUAAUAAAUUUAAUGUUUUCGCAGAUUUUUCGUGAGACAUUUCUGAGCUACUUAGUUUGGCAUCUGGUGAACAACGGAUGAUCAUGAUAAUACUUUUGUUUUGUUUUGUUACACGGCUGUAUGAUUCAUUAUUAAUUUUGUUACUCAUUUUCUACUUUCAAAAGUACAGUUCAAAAGAUUUAUCUUUUGAUAUGAAAGCACAAGACAUCCACCAUAAAAACACAAAACAGAGAUUUGCUUC
This is a messenger RNA of Durio zibethinus, 1612 nucleotides long. Its product is annotated as GroES-like zinc-binding alcohol dehydrogenase family protein. NCBI's taxonomy places the organism in Eukaryota, Viridiplantae, Streptophyta, Magnoliopsida, Malvales, Malvaceae. The record is from RefSeq and is a predicted model, not a curated record. Gene Ontology annotation, molecular function: zinc ion binding; oxidoreductase activity, acting on the CH-OH group of donors, NAD or NADP as acceptor.